Symbiodinium pilosum is the source of this 1917-nucleotide messenger RNA. Lineage: Eukaryota; Dinophyceae; Suessiales; Symbiodiniaceae. The record is from the annotation of a GenBank genome assembly.
AUGCCGAGUUCGAGCAGGCGGCCCAUGACCAAAGACCAGCUUCUAAGGCGCCUCCAGGAUCAUGCCGCAAGCAAGGGCGGGUUGUGUCUGGCAGACUGUUAUUUGAACAGCAAGACGAAGGUCCAGUGGGAGUGCGAGCAUGGCCACCGAUGGCAUGCCGCUCCGAUCAAUGUGUUGUACGGAAAGACCUGGUGCCCGCAGUGCGCUGUUGAAAGGCGAAUGGGCUCUCUGGAGCGAUUGCGGGACCACGCGAGGCAGCGAGGCGGCAGGCUCCUGUCCACCAAGUACACUAACAGCCAGGCCAAGUAUCGCUGGCAGUGCAAGCUGGGACACACCUGGGAAGCGGCUGCCUACAGCGUUCUGAACAAACGCACCUGGUGCCCUGAAUGCGCACGAAAGCAGAAAGUGUUCAUCAGGCGAAGCUUGCAGGACUUGCAGGAGCAUGCAGCUUCCCGCGGAGGCCGCUGCUUGGCCACUAAGUACUGCGGUGUGAGAAUGAAGGUGCAGUGGGAGUGCACCAAGGGCCACAGGUGGCCUGCAACUCCUACUGCAGUGCUUUACCAGAACAGUUGGUGUCCUGUGUGCGCGCAGCGUGCUCCCAUCGGCUUGGAGCGGCUGAGGGACCAUGCGGCGCAGCGAGGCGGGGAGUGCCUGGCGACUGAGUACGUGAACAAUUGCAGCAAGGAAAAUUGGGCUUCGACGCCUCCAGGCCCACGCCGCCUCGCUUGGUGGGAGGUGCCUGGCGAAGUCGUACAAGAACAGAUCUACCAACCUCCUCUGGGAGUGCCGGGAGGGACACCGAUGGAAGGCGAUGGCUCAGAAGUGAUAGUUGGCAAGACCUGGUGCCCAACUUGUGCAACCAGCAUUUGGAGGACAGAGGCGGAGAUCCGCGACAUCUUCGAGACCAUCUUCUGCCCUUCCAAGUUUGGGCCCUGCAAUCCAAAAUUUUUGGAGGGUUUGCAGCUGGACGGGUACUGCGCCAAGCUGUCGUUGGCAUUCGAAUACCAGGGCGAGCAGCACUAUGACUCGGACAGCUAUUUCCACUUCGGAGACAUCUCCAGCUUCGAGGCCCAGCAGGAGCGAGAUACCAGAAAGCGGGAGCUGUGCAAAGCAGCAGGGGUGCGGCUGGUGAUCAUCCCGUAUUUUGCAGAUGACAAGCGGACCUUUGUGGUGACAGUCUUGCUACAGUGGUUCCCCAUUGAGGACAUCAUGCCUGUUGCGCUGCCUCCCUGCGUUUGCAGCGGAAUUGCUUGCACUGAGGCUGGCCUCGAGGUUCACAUGGUGAUCCUUCGAGCGGAUCAGAUGCAUCAUAGGCAUCAGUCUAGUAGAGGGGAGUUUUCCAUCAUCAGCUGGAUCCUCGCCGCGGAGCAUUCCACGACGAGGGGAUGGACCGGAGGGCUUAGCAGGACCCUUGGCGUGGCUAUCCCCACGGCACGCGAGCUCAUCGAGUGGUCGCAAGAGCGAAUUAAGGACUUGGUAGAGAUGGAAGAUACCGAGAAGUUUCAAACAGAAGUGCCCAGAGAGUGGCAGCUGAUGAUGCGCCACUCCUUCUUCCGAAAUAACCAUAACCCUGUAGCUGUCCGGGGUGAGGCCGGACAUAUGCCAACCACGAACUCCAACCGGGUUCUGUGGGAGGUGAUGAACCAAGGUGCAGACUUUGUGACUGACGUACCCUACAUGCGUUGGGAUCACGAUGUCUAUUAUGACGAGGAUCCCAACUGUUGGAUGCAGUCCAACUGCUUCCGACCCUGGUACAUCACCAAGACCAGCAUCAAGCACGGACAAUUCAUCGAAGGUGUGGACCUCUUUGACAACAAGUUCUUCGGAGUGUCCAACAUGGAGGCGCAGGGUAUGGACCCGAUGCAGCGACACAUCCUGGAGACCAGCUACGAGGAUAUGGGCGGUGUCUCAGGAUGA